AUGCCAGACGUCACCAAGGAAAACUUUCGCGCUUCCUUCGAUCCCAAGCGCGUCGAAGUUGAACGCGACCUGGAUAAUUUACCGAAUGUCUCCAAGACCCAGAUCCAAGCAGCCGUCGACAACCUCGUCCAACGAAUCCAACUCCUUGAGAAAGCCGUCACCGACAACAUCACCAUCCUUCCUUCUUAUGAUGCCAGGAUCUGUCUUGAGGCAGUGAAGGCAGCUUCUGAAAGGUUGAGUGUUCUGAGAGGCAAGCUUGUCCCAAGACCAAAGUUCUCGUUCAAGUCUCGCAAGACGGUCGCCACCGCUACAUCCCCAUCCGCGCUCCAGGUGCCCAACGCCGCUACCCCUGCCUUAGCUACUCAGUCGACGGUCGACACGAGUCUUUUCAUGACAUUCGAGAACCGAGCUGGCGAAUACCUCUUCAUUGGCGACCUCCAAGUCCCUAACGCUGUCGCUCAACAUGACGCGAGUGGUCCCAGUCCGAGCGCAAUGAUGGUCGAUACAGAGACCAUCUACCUCGGAGGAGUUCAGGUCAACGACAAUACCACUGCAUCAGGACCAGCGGUGGCCGAGAAACCCAAAGACGUGGCGUUGACAAACCUGACAGAUUGCACCAUCAACCUGGUUCACACUUUACCUCUGGGUGCCAUUCACAUCAAGAACCUCAAGCGCUGUGUCCUGGUCAUCCCCCCUGUUUCUGGAAGUAUCUUGUUGCAUGAUUGCGAGGGCUGCACACUCAUUGGCGCCUGCCACCAGCCCAUCAUCGAGGACUGCACAGACAUGCGAUUCGCACCAUACCCAUACCAAGAAGUCCUUCCAAGCGACCAACUCAUGACCCUCUUUGUCGCCGCCGGGUUGAGACCCGAAAAGAAUUUGUUUGACCACGUCAAUGACUUUAAUUGGCUUCGUCAACAGCAGUCGCCCAAUUGGAGGUUGCUGGAUGCCUCUGAGAUCCGGCAGGGGAUUGCUCACCAUGUCCUCUAUACUCAGCGCGCUUGA
This is a messenger RNA of Linnemannia hyalina, 1002 nucleotides long. The record is from the annotation of a GenBank genome assembly. NCBI's taxonomy places the organism in Eukaryota, Fungi, Mortierellomycota, Mortierellomycetes, Mortierellales, Mortierellaceae.